CUUUUACAUUUACUUGUUUAAUAUACGAUAUAAAGAUAAGCGUUCAUCCAUGCGGUCGGCAACAUCAUUCCCCUUCCGCUCAUAGUUGAUCCAUCCUCGAGCAUGACUUUUGUGUAGUCCUCGUCGUCUUGCUUCUAGUAUCAAUUUCAGCCAUCUUCACGUUAAACGGAAUCACUUGCUUCUAGUAAGUACUACUUUUAACAACUUCUAGUUGAGUUCUAACUCUACGGAUCUAAAUCGAUUUCGAUUCCUUCAAGAUGGGAAAAGAUAGUGUGCAUAAGGUGCCCAAAUAUGACAAGAUCGUUGUCCACGUCACUCGUUGCGAGGGUCACUCGGAGAAGCCGGAUGGAUCCACUGAGUCGCAGCCUAAAAGGUUUGGCGCGUCACUGACCUCCUACCAUACGGAUUUCAAGAAAGGAUCCGUCUUCACCGACCCUAAGGACUACAAUGUCCUGGCAUACAGUGGGAUAGCGCAUGAGAUUGCAGUCGUUCGUGAUCCUCGUGGACAACAAGGAGUUGUAGAGGUGGACCACGUCGAGGACGCUCUGGGACCUGCCAGUGCCAGACGAAAUAAAGAUGGGUCUUGCCGUAGAGGUGUAUCGUUCAAUCUGGAAGAAGACCAUGACGGCAGUCAAGGCAAAAGUUCGUCGAGGCGUAGUCAUGCAAAAAAGAAUACGACAUCUUGUUCUCCCUGCAGCUUUGGGAAGAACUAUAAUUAUAUUGAUGCCUAUUCGGGCCAGAAGUCUUCACCAAGAACCAGUCCAGGGUUUUCUCCUAAGGAGCCGAAUAAAAGUCCAACGAGCUGCAAGUUGCUCGGCGAAACUCAAAGUCCUACACUCUCCGCACGUGGCCAAUUCGUUGUUUCUGACCGAUGUGGCAAACUUUCAGCACCUCAAAGGGAUAUUCCGGAAUUGUUAGGCACCUUGCGACAUAUGGGAGUCGUUGACAAGGCGUUCCGAUUAGCACCUCACUUGACUAAGGAUGGGAGGUUCGCCGCUGGUAUUCAGUCUGGCUCUGGUGCGUUGACGACGACGAGUUCCUCUGGUGCAGCUCCAAGCACUUUGUCGUAUAGCUAUGGGGGUCCGGGAGGGCCAUUAUCUCCCAGCACUGGCACAACAACUACCCGAGGAGCUCCUGCAGGUGGAACCGGCAUAACCAACCUUCCCGGCUAUCCACCUGCUGAGGCUACCAAAGUCGUCGGAUCGAUCCCACCUGGCUAUGUGAGACGCGCUACAGCCUAUUGCUGGACCGGUGAGAUCGCUAAUCCUACUGAUGAACCUGUCUUGCCGUUUUCUGGGGAUCAUGUCGAACUGGUAUCCCGUCUGAACCAACAAGGAUAUCGGAAAAAUCUAGACCUACAGAAGCAACGCAAGAUAGCUGCUUCGUUGCCCUAUCCGGCUGAUCAUCCGAAUCGGUUUUCCAGCCUGGGACCUUUCAGCACUGGAGAUCAGGAGGUAGGUGAGGUGACCGGACUAGCGGGAAACGUUGCGAGGAAGAUCAAUGACCAAGAACAUCUACCAGACAUGAUCUAUGCAACUUCCAUGCCACCGCGUUGGUGGAGGGAGCCUCCAGGAUGGUUCGAGGCACCAGCGAUUACCACUGGAUUGUUCUCUUCUUUGGCCCCUGAACCUAGGGUGGAUUUGACGGAGAUUUUAGCUGGUGCGGGAGGACCUCCGCCAAGAUGUGGUGAACAUCAGGCUGAGCAGGGCUCUACUAGUUCUCCCCCAGCAGGAGGAGCUGCUUCCAGUCCAAAACAAGAUAAGUCAAAGUCUAGUCCAAAAGAUAAAUCGUACAACAAGAGGUCUGCCUCUUUUUCUCCCACCGCUGAUUCCAAGAGGAACAACAAGAACCUGGAUCUCCUGACACAGAAGAAUCGUCCACUAGCCAUGACCUGGCAUGAAUUCGAACAGAAAACGCAUCCCACACAGCAGUUCGAUUUGGACAGAAAAUUUCACGAGACUUUAGAAAGAAGCUGCAAGCCUAUGCCGCCGCAACCACAACGAUCGUAUCGAUUGAACUUGGUGAAGCGCAACUGGACAGCAGAUGUGGAGCCGGCAAGUGGGCAUCUGAUUGGUGCUAAUUUGCACGGUGUGGAACUGGUAAAGCCGCCCGUGAGAGACUGUUUGGGCCAUGUGCCGCCGAUACAGUGUAGGAAAGGACUGAAAUGAAGACGAAAAAGGCGAUGCUUGUUAAAACGACAAAGAGACCACUGACCACAGGAGCUUCGAAAAGUAUACUAGAUUAUAGAAGAUGAUUUUAUCCAAAAUUAAUGUGAUCAACUAACCUCCGUUAGGCUUAACGAUAAUGAAAGCGAAGAACGAUUUUAAUAUGUCAAGCAGAUGAAGCCGCGAAAAAAUCACUUAUAAGAACUGGCUUUCGUGACGUGCGCGUGCUUGAAGAUUCAAAAAAUGGAAACGUGGUGCAUUUUGUAUGC
Messenger RNA from Amoebophrya sp. A25, 2434 nucleotides. The record is from the annotation of a GenBank genome assembly. NCBI's taxonomy places the organism in Eukaryota, Dinophyceae, Syndiniales, Amoebophryaceae.